CAUAUAAUUUCUAUCUUUAGUAGACAUUUUGAUCUUAUGCUUACAUUGUAUUGCAGCUAUGUUCCGUUAUACGUAAAUUAAACGAUACGUAGACUCUAAAUGAUUUAUAUCGUGUGUUAUUAUAUAGAUUAAAUUCUGAUAAAAUUCUGAUUAUAUCUCUUCUUGCUAUUUAUUAUUAGUAUAUUCUAUAUAUAUUAAUACAAAGAAAAAUGUUAGUUUAAUUCUGAUAGUGAAAAGUGUAAUUUUCUUGUUUUAUUUUAUCUUUCUAUGGUGGAAUGGUCAGUCUUAUUAGAAAUUUAAAUACAUCAGGUAGUGGAGCUGUAUAUUUUGACUCAUCUCAUAACAUGGAUGACGAAGAAUAUCUUCAACCUGUAUUAACUUCUCAAGAACAACAUUUCCAUAAAUUAGAUACUGUUCUAAUUACAUUUAUCCCUCUUAUAUUUGGUGUAUCUUUAGAAAUUACAGGAAUUAUAUUUAUAGCUGUAUGGCCUGAAGAAAAUAAUAAAUGUGAUACAUAUUUUAUAUAUUUAUAUCUUCACUGUGCAUAUUGGUUGUUAAUAAUGUUAACAGAUCAUUUAGUAAAAAGAAAACAUCAUAAGCUUCGUAUUUAUGGAUAUCUUGAUUUUUAUCAAUCAACGUACCAACAAAUAAGAACACCUCUUUUCAUAGCAUCGUUAUGGAUAACAUGUUAUUUAUUAUUAGCUGUGUUUUUGCAUCACACACAUAAAGUUAAUUAUGAACAAUAUUGUCGUGCAUCAGAAUGGUUCACACCAUUAAAUUAUAUAGUGCUUUUGACUACAUUGGAACUUAUAAUUAUUGUACCAGUUUAUAUAAAUUAUAUUAAACAAGUUUUAAGAUUUAAUCGAUUACGUCCACCAGCUGAUGUUGCUAGAGAAGAAUGGUUAUCUUCUUUUACUCAAGAUACAUAUGCAGGUAGUAAUGAAGUAGGUUAUCGUCAUAGAGAAUCUAAUUUAGAAGAAUUGCUUGAAAAACAAGCGGAUUUAAUAAGAUAUUUAAGAGAUCAUAAUGUUAAGUUAAGUCAUAGAAUGAUGCUGUUGGCAACCCAACGUAGAUUACCUGAAGCAUGAGAUUCUGACAGAGUACAAGCCUUAUAUGUAUAAGUGAUAUUUUAUCAUAUAUAUGUAAUUAUAAUAUUAAGAGUAUGAGACAAAUACUUUCAUUUUAUAA
Messenger RNA from Apis dorsata (giant honeybee), 1188 nucleotides. Its product is annotated as transmembrane protein 192. The record is from RefSeq and is a predicted model, not a curated record. Lineage: Eukaryota; Metazoa; Arthropoda; Insecta; Hymenoptera; Apidae. The transcript has 4 exons. The coding region runs from base 276 to 1088 and encodes 270 amino acids. Gene Ontology annotation, cellular component: late endosome; lysosomal membrane.